CCUCUCCAGCUUCAGGCAGGAAGUCAGCCCCUCCCUCUUCCAUCAGUUGUACCAGCAGCCCCUGCAGCAGCCCCAAGACAGGAGGAGGGUCAGGGAGCACAGGCCACAGACAGACCCGCCUCAGGCUCCCCCAGCUGGCCAGCCGCCACCGCCUCUCCAACAGCAAGGAGAACCUGGAAGGUAGUACCAGGGAGGGGGGCAGCGACUCCGACACCGAGCCCAGGGAGGGAAGAUCGCAGGCGGACACGGAGGGUGGGCUCGUGGGAGUGAGGAGCGAGCCGGAGAUGUCCACCACAGACGCGUUUAGCAGCCUCAGUGACGUCAUCGUGAUGAACGGGGACAGCGGUGGGCUACAAUGCACGGAGGCCAGUACGGCGCCCAGCACGAACCUGGAGACACCCACCACCACCCUUCUGCACCAAAGAGACAACAGCCUGGAGAACAUCUACAACUUAUAUGCAAUUUCAUGCCAUUCAGGUAUCAUGGGAGGAGGACAUUAUGUGACCUAUGCCAAAAACCCCAACAACAAAUGGUACUGUUACAACGACAGCAGCUGUAAGGAAGUGCACUCAGAGGAGAUGGACACGGACUCUGCCUACAUACUGUUCUAUGAGCAGAAGGGAGUGGACUACUCUCAGUUCCUGCCAAAGACUGACGGCAAGAAGAUGGCCGACACCACUAGCAUGGACGAGGACUUUGAGUCUGACUACAAGAAGUACUGUGUCCUGCAGUGAUCAGGAUAACACCCUCGACCCACCCACCUACCCCUCUGAACCGACCCACCUACCCCUCAACACUCUGCCUGGACUCUGAACCGACCCACCUACCCCUCAACACUCUGCCUGGACUCUGAACCGACCCACCUACCCCUCUGAACCUACCCCUCAACACUCUGCCUGUGACUCUGAACCGACCCACCUACCCCUCAACACUCAGCCUGUGACUCUGAACCGACCCACCUACCCCUCAACACUCUGCCUGUGACUCUGAACCGACCCACCUACCCCUCAACACUCUGCCUGUGACUCUGAACCCACCCACCUACCCCUCAACACUCUGUCUGUGACUCUGAACCGACCCACCUACCCCUCUGAACCGACCCACCUACCCCUCAACACUCUGCCUGUGACUCUGAACCGACCCACCUACCCCUCAACACUCUGUCUGUGACUCUGAACCGACCCACCUACCCCUCAACACUCUGCCUGGACUCUGAACCGACCCACCUACCCCUCAACACUCUGCCUGUGACUCUGAACCGACCCACCUACCCCUCAACACUCUGCCUGGACUCUGAACCGACCCACCUACCCCUCAACACUCUGCCUGUGACUCUGAACCGACCCACCUACCCCUCAACACUCUGCCUGUGACUCUGAACCGACCCACCUACCCCUCAACACUCUGCCUGGACUCUGAACCGACCCACCUACCCCUCUGAACCGACCCACCUACCCCUCAACACUCUGCCUGUGACUCUGAACCGACCCACCUACCCCUCAACACUCUGCCUGUGACUCUGAACCGACCCACCUACCCCUCAACACUCUGCCUGGACUCUGAACCGACCCACCUACCCCUCAACACUCUGCCUGUGACUCUGAACCGACCCACCUACCCCUCAACACUCUGCCUGUGACUCUGA
This is a messenger RNA of Oncorhynchus masou masou (cherry salmon), 1645 nucleotides long. Its product is annotated as ubiquitin carboxyl-terminal hydrolase 32-like. Gene Ontology annotation, molecular function: cysteine-type deubiquitinase activity. The transcript has 3 exons. The annotation marks the transcript as partial. Gene Ontology annotation, cellular component: Golgi apparatus. Gene Ontology annotation, biological process: protein deubiquitination. The record is from RefSeq and is a predicted model, not a curated record. NCBI's taxonomy places the organism in Eukaryota, Metazoa, Chordata, Actinopteri, Salmoniformes, Salmonidae.